AUGGAGAAGACGACGAUUUGGAGGCCAAACGUCAGGAUCGACAUCGAAGACGUCGUCGCGGAUGCUGAAGUCGCGGAUGAGGUGAACGAUGCGAGUCUGACGAAGAAGGGGACGAAACGGAAGAGAGCCCACGUCGGCCCGUGCGAGCACGGGGUGAAGUAUCGCUCAUACUGUAAGGUGUGCAGUGCUUGCUCUCACGGUCGUCGGCGCUCUACGUGCAAGGAGUGCGGUGGUGCAUCAAUCUGCGAGCACGGUCGUGUGCGCUCUCAGUGCAAGGAGUGCGGCGGGUCUGAAAUCUGCGAGCACGGUCGUCGGCGCUCUCUGUGCAAGGAGUGCGGCGGGGGCUCAAUCUGCGAGCACGGUCGUCAGCGCUCUCAGUGCAAGGAGUGCGGCGGGGGCUCAAUCUGCGAGCACGGCCGUCGGCGCUCUACGUGCAAGGAGUGCGGUGGAGGCUCGAUCUGCGAGCACGGCCGUCGGCGCUUUCGGUGCAAGGAGUGCGGCAAAGAGUGUUAG
Messenger RNA from Micromonas commoda, 513 nucleotides. RefSeq lists its product with no specific name. Bases 1 to 513 code for a protein of 170 amino acids. NCBI's taxonomy places the organism in Eukaryota, Viridiplantae, Chlorophyta, Mamiellophyceae, Mamiellales, Mamiellaceae. The record is from RefSeq and is a predicted model, not a curated record. The transcript has a single exon.